AUGACCAUCGACACUGCACAGCUGCGGGCGCAGAAUACACUGCUACAUGACCAGUACACCUUCUACCCUGCACACGUGACCGUCAAACACUGGCAGUUGCGUGAUCUCAUUCAUGCCACAGAUAUGGGUCGAGGCAUGUCUCACGACUCUGUCAUCUACCCGGUCCACAACACCAUACGACAGCUAUCCUUUGAUGGAUCUGACCAGCCGCUCUUUGAAUUCCAAUUUGAACCCCGUUGUGUCCGUGUCCAGAAUGGCAUUGUUGCUGCAGGAGGAGUCUAUGACCAGACUUGUGGGCCUCGAAGACCCUCUCUUGGCAGCAGUCUGUCUCGACUGACCCGUCCUCCAGCCUCGUCUCCGGGUCUCUUUUGUGUCGGAAAUAUCGCCACCAAAGAAACCUACUCGGGCGAGAUCUUCACGGGAGAGGCCAUCAACAACGCCGUGACGCUGUACGACAAUGCUACCAAGGCCCUGGUAUGCAACAACGAUCACCUGCUCUACUUUCUGUCCAUUGGCUCUGCAUCAUUUGCCGUCGAAGACCAGUUUCGCUUCACGUCGGCUUUAAACCACGCCUCGAUCUCUCCCGACAACUCUACCGUGGUGGCCUGUGGUGACUCAAACCAGGUCUACGUGUGCAACAGAGGUGCGUACGGAUGGGUUAAGACACACACGAUUGAGAUUGGCUCUGAGUCGGGCUUCUCAACAGCCUUCCAUCCUAACGGAGUUCUGUUCGGUGUGGCUUCUCAGGACGGAGUGGCUCGUCUUUACGAUGUCCGAAAACACUCAAAACCGCUCGUGGAAGUGCCCUCGUCACGCCGAGAGGAAAAUCAUGGCGCCUUCCGAUGCCUCAAGUUCUCCGAGGGCCCCGAAGAUAUCAUGUUCAUCUCCGAACACAGCGGCAGAGUGCAUAUGGUUGAUCUCCGGGAUUUCUCCAACCACCAGGUGCUACAUCUGCCCUACUAUUCACGACCUCCAAAAUCCAUGCACCACUACUAUCCCGAGGAGUGGUCGCAGCGGUCCAUCCGAUCAGCACGAUCCGGACGCUCCGACUUGUCCAACUCUUCGUCAGAGUACAUGGCAGGCUCGGACAUUUCACUGGACUCCGAGCCCCAAAUCACCCCCAUCACUGACCAUGCCACCAAUUACGCUCCCCCAGUUUAUUCCGCAUUCUCGGCUGCUCCUCCGUCCUCUUCUUCUUCUUCCAGAGUGUCGUUGCCCGCCCUCAACUCUGGAGAGUCCCGUCGGCUCACCUACCGAGAACACGACAUUAGCGGCAUGUGCUGGAGCCCCUACGACGGAGGCUCCCUGCUUGUCGGCACCGAAAUGGGCAUCACCUCGUGGCGUGUUAACGUCAAGAGUCGGCGGGUCUUUCCUAGCUACGACGUGUGCUAA
Molecule: messenger RNA, 1392 nt
Organism: Yarrowia lipolytica CLIB122
Lineage: Eukaryota; Fungi; Ascomycota; Dipodascomycetes; Dipodascales
Molecular function (GO): protein binding
Source: RefSeq, a predicted model, not a curated record